Molecule: messenger RNA, 3967 nt
Organism: Cuculus canorus (common cuckoo)
Lineage: Eukaryota; Metazoa; Chordata; Aves; Cuculiformes; Cuculidae
Gene: RAD23B
Product: RAD23 homolog B, nucleotide excision repair protein
Exons: 10
Coding region: 185-1378 (397 amino acids)
Biological process (GO): nucleotide-excision repair; proteasome-mediated ubiquitin-dependent protein catabolic process
Cellular component (GO): cytosol; nucleoplasm
Molecular function (GO): proteasome binding; polyubiquitin modification-dependent protein binding; ubiquitin binding
Source: RefSeq, a predicted model, not a curated record
GUCACGUGGCCUCGCACGGUCAGGUGGCGGCCUUCCCUUCCCCCGCCGCAGUCGUCGCUGCUCCUCGUAGCCGCCGCUGCUCCUCCUCCUUUUUCUCCUCCUUCUUCUUCUCCUCCUCCUCCGCCCCCCUUUUCGCUGCCAGGGACGCGGGAGCGCGGCCGCCGCGGUCGGCCCUGCAGCCGCCAUGCGGAUCACGCUGAAAACGCUGCAGCAGCAAACCUUCCGCAUCGACGUCGACCCCGAGGAGACGGUGAAGGCACUGAAAGAGAAGAUUGAAUCAGAAAGGGGGAGAGAUGCUUUUCCAGUAGCUGGGCAAAAACUGAUUUAUGCAGGUAAAAUCCUUAAUGAUGAUACUGCUCUUAAAGACUACAAAAUAGAUGAGAAGAACUUUGUGGUGGUUAUGGUGACAAAACCCAAAGCAGCAUUUGGAGCAGCUCAGCAGUCAAAUGCUGCUACUGCUACUUGCUCAACAACUGCAGCUCCUACACCAGUGACUGCACUAAUCCCUGCUGCUGUCCCUAUGCAAGCUCCUGUACCUCCAGAACCAGAUGGAGUUGCUUGUGAAUCUGUGCCUUUGAGUGCUCCUAAAGAGGAGAAGCCAGCAGAAAAACCACCUGAGCCAGCUGCUAGCAGCCCAUCAUCAACUGACAGUACAACAGGUGAUACAUCUCGAUCAAAUCUUUUUGAGGAUGCUAUAAGUGCACUUGUGACUGGUCAGUCCUAUGAGAAUAUGGUGACUGAGAUCAUGUCAAUGGGCUAUGAACGAGAGCAAGUAAUUGCAGCACUGAGAGCCAGCUUCAACAAUCCUGACAGAGCAGUGGAAUACCUUUUAAUGGGUAUACCAGGAGAUAAUCAGACUGUGGCUGAACCCCCUCAAGCAGCAAGCACUGGUCCCUCUCAGUCUUCAGCAGUGGCAGCAGCAGUAGCAACUAUACCUACAACUACUAGUUCAUUAGGAGGACAUCCACUUGAGUUUUUACGAAAUCAGCCUCAGUUCCAGCAGAUGAGACAAAUUAUUCAACAAAAUCCUUCUCUGUUGCCAGCAUUGCUACAGCAGAUUGGACGGGAAAACCCUCAACUGCUGCAGCAAAUAAGCCAACACCAGGAACACUUUAUUCAUAUGCUGAAUGAGCCAGUUCUAGAGUCCCGCCAAGGUUUAAGUGGCAGUGAUGAUGGUGCUGGCACUGGAGGAGUGGCUGAAGCUGGAAAUGGCCACAUGAACUACAUUCAAGUAACACCUCAGGAAAAAGAAGCUAUAGAAAGGUUAAAGGCAUUAGGAUUUCCUGAAGGACUUGUGAUACAGGCGUAUUUUGCUUGUGAGAAGAAUGAAAACUUGGCUGCCAACUUUCUUCUACAACAGAACUUUGAUGAAGAUUGAGAGACAUUUUUUUAUUUCACACCUCACACCAGUGCAUUACACUAACUUUAUUCACUGGAUUGUCGGGGAUAUUUCAGCUUAUAUUCAUAAUACUUGGUGUAUGGUGUAUGGGGAAGUGGAGAGAAGAGAAUAUAGAAGAGAAAGCAGCAAAGAUGUCUGUUUUAAAUUAGCAGAUGCAGAAAAUCACACAGUGUAAAUUAAUAUACAACUAAAAAUCAGCUUCUGCAGUUAAUUAGUUUCUUCUAUAAACUGUAGGUAAAUUUUUUUAGGUUUUCAUUCUUACUGUGCUUGUUGCAAAAAAAUAUAUUGUAAUGCCCUGCUUCACAUUUCUUUUUACUUGACAUUGGUAUUGCAAGUAGCCCAUGCUAUCUAGGUUCUACAGUUUAUAUUUCAUGGCAACACUGGAUAGCAGCUUUGUGAAACCUGAAAGAUCUGAGCAAACAUAAACAUGAAUGCCAAGAUAUGGGUAGUUAUUUUGCUUUUUCAGAUUGAUAAAGUGGUACAAGAAGCACAGUAUUUUGUUCAAAGUUGCAGUAAAUCAGGGUUGGGUUUUUUUUCCAAAAUGAAACCCCAUUUCAGUUAAAAGUACCACUCCCUCUUUUGCCCCCUCAAAUUAUCUGAGAAGUUACAUACAUACAGGUAAAAUUAUUCUACUGUUUACGUUUUUUCUUGUGGAGAAGAUUGAUACAUAUCUAAUUUCUUUUCAAUGUUAUAUUGCAGUAAAAGUUUUAAAACCAAUAGAUUGCAUGUUUGGUUUUGUUAUAUGCGCUCUUGCGAAUUCAGUAAGCUUUUCUGCCAGCAAACAAAGUGCAAGCUUCAUUUUUGUCCACUGCAAUGAGACUUGACCAAAUAAAAUUUCACCUUCCUGCCAUUGAACCAGCUUUUACAGUACAGCUGUAAACAUGUGAAGACAUUGGUGUUCUUUUACUCUUGUAAUGGUUGUAAUGUUGAAGCUGUUUCUGUUCAGUAGGGACUUUUUUUGGAUUAAUUCACUUGAUGAGGAAGAGGAGUUGAUAACUUGAGAUAUCAAGCAAGUAAUGAAAUUACUCCAACGAAGAAGAAUCUGCACGCAUAUGUUUUUAUUGAAAAUAAGCUCUGAUUAUAUAGAGUUUUUAAUAUUACAACUUGGUACCUGUUUGUUAUUUGUUUUGUCAUCAUAAAAUGUAACAAUCUUCCUUUUAAUAUACAUUGACCUUUAGACAAUUUUGCCCGUUAUUGCAAUGCUAACAAUGAAAACAAAUUCUAAUUUCAUCUAAAACUAUCGUAUGUAGCACUUCCUGAACAGAGCUUGGGGAUGUUUUGAGUUUUUACUUUUGUACUCCAAUUAUGUGAAUUAUAAAUUUAUCUUUACAGUAGCCAAUAAAAUAUUAUUAGUACUACAACACUGAGCUGUUUUACCACUAAUGAUGUUAAUGAUUCAGUGGUACAACUAAAGAAUGAUUUUCUGCUUAGUUUGUGUAUCAGUGUCUUUAAUUACUACUUAAGUUCAAAGUACAAGUUAAGUUUCUGAGAAAAAAGAGCGAGAAAGACUGAAACAUUUCUAUUUGUAUUUUGUUUCUUCAUUGUUUGGCUAUAGUCUGUUAAAUGAUUAUCUGCACAAAAUAGUGAAAUGUAUUAAAGCCUUUUUCUUUCUAUCCUUACAUGUUUAUGGUGAUUUUCUAGAUAAUGUGUAAUUCAAUUGUUUAGAUUUUAUUCUUUUAAAAUUUCAUAGGUGUAUAGCAUCUAAAUCAUCAGUAGCACAAUCCAAAUCUGUCAGUAGAAGGUGUGAUAUUGCUAAAUGGAAAAUAUCUUUCAUGCUGCUUUCAUUUUAGAGAAGGGAAUUUUAACACCAAAGUCAGCCAGUAGACUUCAGCUAAAUAAGAGUGUCAGUGUAUUUAUGGACUGGAAGAGAUGGAUUUUGAUUUAACACCCUGCAGGCAAAAAAGGGGCUAUUUGUUACCUGUAAAGGGCCAGCUGCCAGGUACUUGAAAAAUGCUGAAUUGAUAAAAGGACUCAUUGAAUGUCCUUUACUACAUAGCAAGUACCUAACUAAGACAAAAACUUCUAAUUUGUGUGAGUCUUCCGUACUGAUCAAACUGGUAUCAGAAGUAACCAUUCCUUCUUUAGGGUGAUGGAGAGUAAAGGAAGAAUGUGGGUGUCUCAGUCUGUUCCCUCCAAUUUUUGUUCUGAAAUGUUUGCUUAUUAUAAAUCUGUUUGAAUUAAAGACCAUUCAGCUUGAUCUUUCUAAAAAAGCUAAUACUUUUGGUUAUUUGUAACUUGUCUGCUGUCUACUAGGGAGGGUUUAUAGCUGCUGUGGCGGAAGCCUUACGAGUAAUUCAGUUCGCAUUUUUUAGCAGUGGAACAGUGUUUUUAUGACUGCUGAUGAAUGACAGGUGUUUGACCUUACAUGCUAGCAAAAACAUACCUGUUGAAUAGUGGGAUACUUGCCAGGGAGAAUCAUACACCUUUUUGUAGUUUCAGCCAAAAGGCAAGAAGGUGUGGAACUUGUGUGGUGCUGAGAAGGUAAGUGUGACCUAAAUAAGCUGAAAAAGUUGCCUGCAUGUGCUGUCCCUCAUCUUCUACCAAGUACUACCAGGAACUGUCUACAUA